AUGUCUGGCGUCCAGCUACAGAUCCCCGGUGACGCGCCGGCAUUUGCUGGUCAAGUCGUUGAGAUACUCAACUCAGUACUUGGGUCCUCUUCACAAAAGCUGUCAUCAGUGGAUGCAGCCAAAGCAAUCGACGAGUUAUUCAAUCAGCAAUACCAAAAAGACGGCACUGCGGGUUCAUUCCUCUGGUGGUUUUGGGAUCUUGUCCAUGACCUUGCUCUGCAAAUUCCCUAUAAUAGCCAGGAGCAAGAGCGACUCACAACAGUUAUCAAAUCUCUCCACGAACUUCCCCCAAAGACAGUAAGCUUGGGCCAGGAAUGGGGCUCUGAUGGCGCGGAUUCUGUUCCUGUCUGGACGGGCUUACCCAUGUUUGCUAACACCUUCCGAGAAAAGCUCGAUACUGUGAAUUUGCAGACUUCCGAAGAACAGAACAAGCAAAAAGCCAUCAAUCUCCAGGCCUAUGCCGCAAGAGUCGCAGGACUCGGCCUUGUACCCUUUGAGAUUUACGCGAUCUGGGCUUUGGUCGAUGCCUUGGAGGGCACGAUGAAGCCCAUCCGAGGUGGCCCGGAUGAGAUCGACUCGGACCCUUCUGCCGUACCGGAUAUCUCCUUAAAAGUCGCGAUCGCUGCGAACUGGAUAAAAUUCGCUGGCCAUCGUCUGCACGGGCGGGAUGAAGAGGUGCAUGGAGCUACGGUCGGCCCACUUUGGAAGCUGGACAAGAAGGAGGCUGUCAAGCUGCGUCGCAAGCUUCGCGGAACUGAUGGACUCUGCCCGGAAAGAUGGGCUCUAUGGGAGGAGAGAUUCGCGGCUGUCCGGGAUGCGAAAGAUGUUGAUGAUGCCGCCCGCGAAAAUGCAAAGGCUGCAUUUCAUGUGAUGGAGCAGAUUGAACAGGGUGGCAAGUGA
This is a messenger RNA of Colletotrichum gloeosporioides, 900 nucleotides long. RefSeq lists its product as uncharacterized. NCBI's taxonomy places the organism in Eukaryota, Fungi, Ascomycota, Sordariomycetes, Glomerellales, Glomerellaceae. The record is from RefSeq and is a predicted model, not a curated record. The transcript is spliced from 2 exons. The coding region runs from base 1 to 900 and encodes 299 amino acids.